AUGAAACUCACCCGAUCCAGAAAUUCCUCUGUUCUCGAAGACUCUGCCUUCCUUCAUGGACCUUUCGAAUUGACCGCUCAUCUCCAACAACAACAACAACAACUCAUUCUCAAACCUCAUGUCAUCAAGUUACGAAAACAUUCAAUCAAACAUGCGCAUGAAAAAGUUGACAUGAAUAAUUAUUCUCAAACCGCUCCGAGCACGAGUGCCAAUCCAAAUAAUAAUUCAAAUUCCUCUUCGGUUCAACUCGUAAAGAGUCUCCGAUUUAAAACACUCACUGUAUUAAUAUUAUUAUUUAUUUUAUUGAUGGCGUUGUGUUUGGCCACAUUAUUGACAGCUUUCAAUUUGUCAUUCCAACAAGUUGAGAAUUCCAUGGCUUUGGAAUCUGCAAAAAGAUCCACGAGAGCAUUCUUUGAUGAUUUUUCAUAUUUGAAUUCGAGAGUUUUUGAAUAUGCUGCAUUUGGAGAUACUGUCAAUGUCGUGUUGAAUACAACGAAUAAUGCUCCAAUGGCUGCAGAAGCAUAUUUGAACUAUUAUUUGCAUUGUCAAUAUCAAUUAUCGACCAAGGUGAAUUUUGCAUUGAUUUAUUAUUUGAAUGGAACCUUGUUGAAAGGUCUUGGAUGUUUUCGAGGACUCAAAUUGGAUAAGAUUCCUCAAGAAUUGUUGAGUUUGGAUACCAUAGUGGGAAGACCAUUGAAAAAGAAUAUUGAAAAUCCAGCUACGAGAAAUGUUGGUUUCUUUUCUCCAAGUGAAAAAUUACUGGAUCUCGUGACGAAUUCAGAAACGAGUGCCAUACUUGCAAAGAAUUUUUCAAUCACUCCAUCGAGUGAUGUUUCGAAUGUGUUGCUGUUGAGUGCCAUGCCCAUUCAAGAUACGGAUUAUAAAAAAAGUUAUGGACUUCUCGUUUUUGGACGAUAUGAAUUUAUUGAUUACGUGUAUGACAUGUCCGAUCGAACUCAAUUAUGCCUUACCCUGUACAAUUUAGACAUUCUCAAAGAUCGACAAACGUUUGCUGCCUCCCUCGCGAAUGAUUUUUCCAAUUUCACAGAAUUAACCUAUUACGGAAAAGAUUUAACAACCUUAUCCAAUUAUAUUUCAAAAAGUACAAGGAAUUGGCAACCCACGAUCAUUAAUGGAAUUUAUUCACAAAGUAAUUGGGGAAAUAAUUCAGGACAAUUUGUUCAACAAAUUUCUGUCCCAACAGAUUUUGAUGACACGAUUCCCAUUUUAAAAAAUCGACAAUGUGCUGAUUCUGAUAGUGUCGUUGGAGAACGAAUGGCUGUUUUUCAACUUUUUAAUGACAUUACUGGAAAGAGCAAUCUUGUCAUUCGAACAGAUUUUCCAAGAGAUAUUUUCACACUUGGUAUUACUUCAUUUGUAAUCACGUGGGCUGUCAUGACAUUUAUGAUUAUUUUACUGUCAGUGUCAGUGAUCAUUUUCUUGGAAUAUUUUGUAAUAAGGCGAGUGAUUCGAUUGACGAACUCGGUGCGAUCGAUCACCAACAAUAACGACAUUAAGCAAAGAGUUCCAAACAGUGGCUCCGACGAAUUAGGAAUGCUCUCUGAUGACGUGAAUGACAUGCUCACUGCUCUCGAUAACUCACAAUCUGUUCUCACAGAGGAUAAUUUACUCAUGCAACGAUUAUUAGAGAAAACGUCACUUUCUGAACAGCAAUCACGUGUGAUAAUGAACGGCAUAGAGGAUUUUAUAAUUGUUGCUAAUUGUAAGAAUGGCUCCAUCAUUUCAUUUAAUACUAUUUUCGAGUCCAAGAUUUUGAAAAAGAAUUUGACCAAUAUCAUGGAUUAUUUUAUCACCGAGUCACGUCACUCAGUGUCAACAGAUACUCUCAAUAUUUAUGACUCUUCAGAAACGAGUAUUACUACAAAUUCCGCUACUGCCAAGGUGGAUGAUUUUCUCUCCAAGUUGGAUCAACUCGCACAAUCGAAAACGAGAUGGGAAAUUCAUUUGAAAUCCUCACUGAAUAUUGAAAUACCAGUUUCAGUUUCUGCCAGUCAUGUGAACAUGAUGCUCGAAGAGGGUAAAAUUAAUGAUGUUUUUGUAAUUGUUGCCAGAAAUUUGAGUGAACAACAAGAGUUGAGACAAGCUGUCAAACAUCACCAACAGCAAAUGCAACAAUUCAAACAAAAUUUGGAAUUUGAAAGAGUCAUGUUCCAUCCAGUGCUUAAAGAAAAAUUUAAGGCCUUCUGCGAAAAGGAAUGUUCAGAAGAGAACUUUUCAUUCCUGGAAGACGUUGCUGCUUACAAGACAACUAAAAAGACCGCGGAUCGAUCCAAAAAACAAUCCGAAAUUAUACAGAAAUAUCUUCUUGAUUCCUCACCAACUCCCAUCAACAUUUCUCAGAAAGUUAAGGAGACAGAAGUGACCAAGAUUUCGAAUGGUUACGCACAAAUUGAUUUGUUCGACAAUAUUGAGCGAGUAGUGAAGGCCAUGAUGCUUAAAGACACCUUUAUGCGUUUUUCGUUGCAAAAUGAUAUUGCAUUGGUAGAGACAUCUUCAGCAUCAUCUGAUUCAGGCACAACGUUGAGUAUUCUGUCAUCAUCGACUGUGAGUAAUGCCUCCACAAGUGUGUUGUAA
Messenger RNA from Naegleria lovaniensis, 2595 nucleotides. RefSeq lists its product as uncharacterized. Gene Ontology annotation, biological process: signal transduction. NCBI's taxonomy places the organism in Eukaryota, Heterolobosea, Eutetramitea, Acrasida, Naegleriidae. Gene Ontology annotation, cellular component: membrane. The record is from RefSeq and is a predicted model, not a curated record. The transcript has 4 exons. The coding region runs from base 1 to 2595 and encodes 864 amino acids.